AUGCCAUCGGAGACCCCUGAUACCCCCGACCGUGCUGGGCAUAGAGGAAAGAGACGUCGUGUGAGGCAAGUGGGUACUGGCUCGGAAGUCGAACAGGCCACUGACACCGCGCCACGGUUUUCGGCUGCCGUCUCCCAAACCACGCAGGCUCCUCCCAACCAGGUCACUCGAUCCGCCGCUCGCCAGCCGGCCACGAUCCCGCCAGCCCAGCAGGUCGGAGCGGCCGCAAUCCAGCCGCAGCCCUCGAGCAAUUUAGCCCGUACCGCGGGUCAACUGACGACCGAUGAUCUGCCUGACCACCUCCGGGAGAGAUUCAUCCCUGCGAACAUGACCGCUGCAGAUAUUCGGACCAUGAUGCGGGGUCUAGAGGCCAUAGUUACCGCAUACGCUCGCGCGUAUGACUGGCUUGACGAGCGAGAGGGUGGCCGUGGCCGUGGCCGUGGCCGUGGCCACGAUGGACAUUGA
This is a messenger RNA of Lasiosphaeria miniovina, 465 nucleotides long. RefSeq lists its product as uncharacterized. The record is from RefSeq and is a predicted model, not a curated record. The coding region runs from base 1 to 465 and encodes 154 amino acids. NCBI's taxonomy places the organism in Eukaryota, Fungi, Ascomycota, Sordariomycetes, Sordariales, Lasiosphaeriaceae. The transcript has a single exon.